GGAAAAGCCAGAAUGUUGAGGAAGAUCCAAAUUUUGCUUGGUGUCUUUUUUGUCUUUGCUUUUGGCAUUUUGUAUGAGUUCUCUCGACACCCAGGCUGCCUCUUCUCAUGUAUGCCCAUUGCCAAGAAGCUCCCAACAUUCAAAGGAGUUAUCAGCCAGGGCAACAGCAUCAUUUUUCUGGAGACCACUGACCGGCUUGAACCUUCUCCAUUGGUUUCUUGCUCUGUCGAAUCUGCUGCCAGGAUCUACCAUGACAGACCUAUUGUUUUCUUCAUGAAAGGGCUGAAAAGCAACAUAAGGUGGGAUCCAAAGAACACCUCCACAGCCUUCUCACUUUUAUCUGCUCUCAAGAAUGUCUUCAUUGUCCCUCUCCAGAUGGAGACUUUACUCCAGAAGACACCUCUACUUUCAUGGUACCAUAAGGUAAAUGAAACUCAGGAGAAGAAUUGGGUUCACGUCAGCUCUGAUGCCAGCAGACUUGCAAUUAUCUGGAAAUAUGGUGGGCUCUACAUGGAUACCGAUAUCAUCUCUAUCAGGCCUAUUCCAGUAAAAACAUUCAUAGCAGCCCAGGCUUCCCAGGUUGCCAGCAAUGGGAUUUUCAGCUUUCCUCACCAUCACUCGUUCAUUUGGCAUUGCAUGAAGAAUUUUGUAGAAAACUAUAAUGCGGACAUUUGGGGACACCAAGGUCCCUAUUUAAUGACAAGGGUGCUUAAAACCUUAUGCAAUCUUAGUAAUUUUAAGGCUGUGGAGGACCAAUGCUGUCGGAAGAUUUUCUUCUUAAAUCCUCAGCGUUUCUAUCCCAUUCCCUAUCCAUUAUGGGAAAAGUACUAUGAGGUCUGGGACAUACACCUCAACUUCAGUGACUCCUAUUUCAAUGACUCCUAUGCCUUGCACCUGUGGAACUAUAUGAAUCAGCAACAGAAGGCAGUGGUUGCUGGAAGUAAUACACUGGCAGAAAAUCUGUACAAAACCUACUGUCCCAUCACAUACAAAAAACUUAUUCUGGACAGACAUCGGAGUGUUUGCAAGAGAGAAUAA
Messenger RNA from Alligator sinensis (Chinese alligator), 1038 nucleotides. It is a transcript of the gene A4GNT, whose product is annotated as alpha-1,4-N-acetylglucosaminyltransferase. The coding region runs from base 13 to 1038 and encodes 341 amino acids. The transcript is spliced from 2 exons. Gene Ontology annotation, molecular function: acetylglucosaminyltransferase activity. Lineage: Eukaryota; Metazoa; Chordata; Crocodylia; Alligatoridae. The record is from RefSeq and is a predicted model, not a curated record. Gene Ontology annotation, biological process: protein O-linked glycosylation.